UCACCUGUCUCAGAGAUGGCCGGGGCACCCUCACUACAAGCCAAGAGUGUAGGAACGGCAGCUCUCACUGAGCCUUCGUUUCCUCACAUGCUCCUCGCUCGGGUUUCUCCCGGAAGCUCCAAAAUACAGAAGGAGGCAGCCCUGCGAGAGCGGCAGGAGGCUGCAGCCGAGAGAAGGGGAGGGGCGGGGAAAGGAAGGGGAAGAGCGGGGCGGGGCCACGCGGCGGAGGGGCGUGGCUGGCUGGGGCGCAGGCCAGGGCGGAGGCUUACGCGGCGACCCCGCGGCUCGGUCAGCUCUCCUUUGCUCCUGCACCGCGGCCCCGGGGACCAGGUGGUUUCCUUUAUGAAGUCUCCAGUGGGUCAGUACCUGGACCAGCAUCCUUUCCUGACCCUCACCUUGGUGGUAUUUGUUGCUGUGUCAGCCAUUCCUGUCGGCUUCUUCCUGCUCCUCGUGGUGCUUACCUCCCUGGCUGCUUUUGUGGGAGUCAUAUUACUGGAAGGACUGUUCAUCUCUGUGGGCGGCCUCGCACUGCUCUGUGUCCUCUGUGGCUUGGGCUUUGUGUCACUUGUCAUGUCAGGGACAAUCAUGGUGUCCUACAUGGUAAUCUCCAGCCUCAUCAACUACUGGUUUUCUCUCAGGCUGUUGCCGCAGCACAACUCCAGUGGUGACUGUCCGCUGGCCGUGAAGUCUGCACACGUAGAGGGGCUCUACCAGGAAUGACCAGCUGAAUGGAACCAAAGGUUUUAUUCAAACACCUCUGGAACACUGUUGGAUCAUCUUUGCCGCUUAGGAUUAUGACUUAGAAGGGACUGGGUAAACACUUCCUGGAGGUGUCCUCUAGCUUUUCACUUAUUUGUUGGGUCCUACAGUAGACAGUUUUGGAGAUCUUGUUGCUCUGGGUCACUUCCACCAGCUGACCCACCCUCACAAGGAGAAUCCCAUUGGCUUGGUGGCUCUUCGAGCCUCUCAUCUCCUCCCCAGAGAUGCAGACCUGACCUUGGCAAGGUCCUGAGCCUAUACAGGCCAAUGACCUGAUUCCCAAAGGCUCAGAUCUUGUAUCUGAAGUCCAGUUUGGGUAAGCAUAGAUUGUUUUUACUUUUUCUUUCUUUUUAAUGAGAGCUGCUUAUUUCUUCACCCAUUUGAAAAAAAAGGUAGGGGGAAAAAUCCAAAACAGAACAAGCUCUUCUGUCUUAUGAGCCUCUUAUCAGAAAGAUAAAUAGCAUUUGGAAAUAAUGGCCUCUCAGACAAAGUUAGAAAAUAGAGUCCAAUCUUAUCCUUUUGGCCAAGAGCUUUUUUCCUAAGGCUAAAGGUAUCGUUUCCACCAUUGAAUACUGUUCAGUGAUGUUACUCUUUAAAAUAUUUGCACUUGACACUUUUGUAUUGUAUUAAGGAAGUUGUCUUGUUAAGCCAUUUCUUCAAAAAGUCCUAUGCAAAUGAUAAACAACUACAAAAAUUUUUUAAAUCCUAUGGGGUUUCUACUUCAGUAGUUUAUUUGCUAUGGUAUUUUAUUAAAUAAAUAUUUAUUUAGAUGA
Molecule: messenger RNA, 1532 nt
Organism: Bubalus bubalis (water buffalo)
Lineage: Eukaryota; Metazoa; Chordata; Mammalia; Artiodactyla; Bovidae
Gene: LDAF1
Product: lipid droplet assembly factor 1
Exons: 4
Coding region: 16-720 (234 amino acids)
Source: RefSeq, a predicted model, not a curated record